Messenger RNA from Knipowitschia caucasica, 327 nucleotides. Lineage: Eukaryota; Metazoa; Chordata; Actinopteri; Gobiiformes; Gobiidae. The record is from the annotation of a GenBank genome assembly.
AUGUGGAUUUCCACCAUUGGGGUUCAGAGGGGCCUCACCGCCAGCCAACGAUCUCCAGAGGCAGUGUUUCUCGUGGGCACAGACCUGGACAACAGCCAAACUCAGAAAACUCACUACUGCAGAUGCAGCAGCAGGGGAACCAGCUCGCCAAGACAUGACAAACAGCUCAAAGCACUUCGCGUCGCUACCUGGGGACCGAUCAGAGACAGGAGGAAGCUGCAGCUGGGAGGCGUCUGUUCACCGACUUCCGCCUGCGCUCAAUUACGCGUUCCAGAAAUCCGCGUGAAGCGGCUACGAAGGAGCGCUGUGGACGUGGGCCCGCGUUGA